Messenger RNA from Daphnia magna, 4521 nucleotides. RefSeq lists its product as uncharacterized. Gene Ontology annotation, cellular component: nucleus; cytoplasm. Lineage: Eukaryota; Metazoa; Arthropoda; Branchiopoda; Diplostraca; Daphniidae. The coding region runs from base 214 to 4173 and encodes 1319 amino acids. Gene Ontology annotation, biological process: peptidyl-tyrosine dephosphorylation. Gene Ontology annotation, molecular function: non-membrane spanning protein tyrosine phosphatase activity. The transcript has 11 exons. The record is from RefSeq and is a predicted model, not a curated record.
AAGCAUGCUGUUCUUAGUUCGUACUUGAUUCCAUACAAAGAAACAGGCCUUUUAGUAGCAAGUGACACUUAGACAUAACUAUGGCGGCUGAUUAAUAGUUAAAAGGAAACGUAGUUUAGCUGUUAUUGACCUACUGCAUUCUCAGUGCACGAUCCAUGGGUUGUGAUUCAUCAGUUGUUCACCUGUUGACGCGGAAUCCAAUCCAGAUCGAUAAUGAAAGCGGGUGGGAAUGGAGAGCGAGCACCUCUGAGGACAGUGCUACAAAACUUUCUUAACCAUGUCGAAACACUGGAGAAGAGGAAAAAUGGAGGAGAUGAUCAGUAUGAUAAAGAAUUCCAAGAGCUUAAACUCUUGAGUGAGAGCCUGAAAGGGCUCUCCAUGUAUUCAUGCAAGGAGGGUGAAAAAGAGGUUAACAGAAGAAAAAACAGAUAUAAAGAUAUAUUACCAUUUGAUUGUACAAGAGUUAUUCUAAGUGAAAUAGCUGGAAUCCCAGGGAGUGAUUAUGUCAAUGCAAACUACAUACGAGGGGCCAGUGGUUCCCAGGCUUACAUAGCUAGCCAAGGUCCUUUAGUUCAUACGGUCACAGAUUUCUGGAGAAUGGUAGUUGAGUGUGAUGUUCAGGUGAUAAUCAUGGCUUGCAAUGAAGAAGAGUCGGGAAAACACAAAUGUGAGUGUUAUUGGGCAGAGAGUGAUAAAGAAACUAGAUCAUACGGGCCAUACACCGUCAAGCUUUUGAAAUCAAGACGUAUGUGCAAUGAUUUUAAUCUCAGGACGAUGGAACUUAUUUAUGUUAAUGCGACCGGAGAAACAAUUACGAGAACCGUUGUACAGUUCCAUUAUUGGGCGUGGCCAGAUCAUGGUGUUCCGGCUUUGGUCCGACCGUUGCUUGACAUGGUGCGGUUAAUUCGUGAUUGCCAAGCCUCGGAGACCCUUCCGUUAUUGAUCCAUUGUUCGGCGGGAUGCGGGCGGACUGGUACCAUUUGUGCAAUCGAUUACGUCUGGGGCCUGCUCCGCGCUGGGAAAUUAAUGGAAAACUUCAGUUUAUUCGAACUGAUUUCCGAUAUGCGCCGUCAACGUGUAGCAAUGGUUCAAACCAAAGAUCAGUAUAUUCUGGUGCAUCGAGCUCUGCGAGAACUUUUUAUUGAACAACUAAAGAUGAUUGAUGCGCAUCCGUACGAAAACUUGGAUGUUAAUGGCCAUCCAUUGAUUUGCCCACCGCAAGAAAUUCGCAUUGACCCUAGCUACGAAACAAUUUUCGUGAAAGUGAAUCCAACUGUUUUGGAAGUGAACGAAGAAGAUGACGUUUGUCACGAAGAGCCUGUUGAUCAAAUUCCUUGGCCUGUUCUGCAAUUCCAGUCUAACCUGACGCCAAUCAACUCGGCCCCUCCAUUGCCAGACAAAAAGAAAAAGUCUGGGGGAACUUCAUCGGGACAAGGAUCACCCGUUUCCAAUCCCGGUGACGCAAAGAAAACAGUUUAUGUUGGCAGUAGUGAAAGCAGCUCAAAAGAAUCGAGUCCGCUUACAAGCCUUGAACGUACCCUGCUCAAGUCUUCCGACACGGAUCCAACCAAUGAUAGUUUAAAAGAGGAGGAAGAAGUUUUAAAACCGAAAGCUUCGCCCAAGUCUGGUCUGACACGGAAGUCUAGCAUAUUGAAGAUUCGUGCAUUCUUCGAGAAAUCUCACUCCGAGCCGCGCACGGAAAAGAAAGCGAACAUUGCGUGCACUCGGAAAGCCAGUUCAUUUCGUCUUCGAGAAGGUCCUAAAUUCUAUCGCUCUCUCGAAGAUGAUCAUCCGCUUCCAUUAACGGAGAAGACGAAAAAAGAAGCGAAUGAAUAUUACUCUUCCAAGAAACUGACGGUGGCCCUUGGCCCGGAAUUGGAUGGCCUCAACGGGUUUCCUCCGUCGACAACCAAUAAAGAAACUCAACUUCUCUCCGCCUCAAAUGCGGAAAAGAAUCUGGACGAGAAACCCUCCCUUCCUGUAAAGCGAAGCAAAUCUAUGAAAGUGUACAGAGGCUUUGACAUUCGGUCGGAUUCGAACGAGUGCGAAAUACCUACAACAUCCCAAACUCUAGAGUCAGCAGCUGCCCGAGAGGUUAUCGUUCCUGCGACUUGUGGUGUAGUCCUUAGCAAGACACCAUCUGUCACUUACAUAUCUUCCAAAGAUAAACUGUAUCAAUCGGUAGCGGAGAGCACGGCGAAACAUGUCCGAAAACCGCCUCCGGACCGAUGUAUCAAUUAUGAAACCUCGUUACCUUUGGCGACUAGCAGCCUGGAUCGAGGGAAAGAACAACGCUUUGCGAAACCCACCUCGUUCCCUGGAUCGCCAACGACUUGCGGCUCGCUCGAUCGCGGGGUUGUCGAAAACAAGAUUACGCCGACUUACGUCAACGUUCUGAUGCGCAACCAGGAAGUAGCGAAUACGACGAAACUGGACAGCGAUACCCGUCAGUUGCUGCAUGACUGCCAGGCGUAUCUCAUGCAUGGUGAUGGAAGCGACAUGUUGCCGUCGGUUGAAGAGAAGCAUCAAAGAUCUACGCCCCAUGUGAAGAAACACAAGAAUCAGCCGUUGAAGGAGAGGAGGCAUAGUUUUAAAAACGCUGUCGUGCAACAUCCGGAUCACCAGGAAUCAUCCGCAUCGUCUUUGUCAAGGGAAACUGGCGAAGAGAAUUAUGCUGUUUUGGAAAGCUUUGACAAGGUCAUGCAAUUUGACGAUGAAGAAGCAGCAAAGAGUCGAUCCGGCAGAAAGAUUCACGAAUACGAAGCUAUCUGGUUGAGUUCGAAAAAAUCUGCUGCCGGUGUCCCCGCAUCCGAAACAGCUGUUGAAAACACGGAUACCGCCGCAGGUCUGGAGACGAAAGAUUCUGUUUUCGUUCAGAAAUCGGAUGAAAUUCGGCUGUUACUCAACGAGUUGCAGAAUGCUCAUUCGGAAGGCGAACCAAGGCAACCGUCUCCAGUCGUCAUACCGAUGCCGACUUACAACUUUCUGACUCACGCAGAGAAUCCAUCCAGUCCCCGUUUACAUCCCGAUCGUGUGUUGAGCGAGUUACAGGAACUGGUGGAACGUGCAAACCGAAACAAAGAAGAAACCGCCAAGUCGGAGGCUUUCGUUCUUCCGACUUUGUCAAUACCGCCUACCCUUCAAAGAGUCAGCCCUUCUUCGCCAUCCACGCUCAAUCCUUUGCGCCUUAACCCACAAUUACCUGUGUCCCGAAAAGAUGUCCCUUCGCCUACCAGUCCAAGCUCUUCGCAAUUCUUCGUUCCCGCGCCUUCCUCUAUUUUGAAUACCCCGUCGCCUGGCCUAAUUUCACCCAUUCCAAUCAAAAUAACUCCGUCGGCCCCUUCGCCGCCCAUCGCGCCUUCUUUUAGUGCAGCAGUAGGACCGUGUAGAUCUUCUCCGAGUGCAACUGAUGCGACCCAACAGCCCGCUACAUCUAAUGUAUCGAUUACAAAAAUUUCUCCAAAAUCAGAGCCACAGCCGGUAGCCUCGCUUCCCGUUACCAAGGCUGAGCCGAAAGCUCCAGCGUUUCGGCCACCUCCUCCGUAUCCAACCAAAUUUUAUGUCAAGAUGCCGUCCGUGUCGAAGGAAGUAACAGCCAUUGCUUCAACCAGCGCCGUCAGUUUGAUCAAAGCAUCGCCCCAAGUUCAGCGGAGAAUGCCACCAGAGUACAAGGCACCGCCACCGGUGAAGCACGUCACCCAAGCCAAGGUGUCUCAACCCGUUGCCCCUCCACGUUCCAAGCGACAAGUAACCAGUGCAUCACAGCUUCCUACCAUGGUUGCAUUCCCUAAAGGCCCUCCGAUUCCGACGCGGACCUUUUCGUCAGCUGCCCUUCCGGGUAUUGAUGUUGACGCCGUGGCCGCCGUGAUGGCGGCCGCUGAAAAUUCAUCGGCUAGAGGGACUUCUACUGGUGGUUCUUCCUCACCCACCACUGCAGCAAACAAAGCGUUGAGCAAAGCAUUAGGGAAGUUUCAUGCUACCGCUGCCAGUUUUAAAACGAAGCUUGCUCAACUGAGUGACGGAAAAGAUGGCGGAGGAGAAUUGCCCGCCGUCGCGGCUUCACAGUCGAAAGUGGAACGUGAAUCUAGCUUUGCAAAACAAUCAGAUGGAGCAACAAUGAUGAACCCGUCAGAAGCAACUUCGUAUGCGCGAAAGAAACAGCAUUAUCUGUGAUGAAGCAAUAACUUUGGGCAACUCAGUCGGCCGUACACCUAAUCUUAAAAUGCCUUCGCAAUCAUUCAGUUCACAGGUGGCCUUUUAAAAUCCGAUCAGUAACAGUUAUGCAAUUAUAUCAACGUCCUUAACUUCCAUAAAAUAUGACUAGCUAAAUUGUUUUACAUUGUACAGAAUCUUUUCCCUAUAGAGCCUUUUGCAACAAAAUUUCUCGCGACAGCAUGUUCAUGACAUUUACCUUGUACUGUGAAUAAAUUAGCCUUCCCUGCUAGAAUUGUUUCUAAAAUAAUAAUUUGUCCGAUUGUAAUUAAAGGGCUUUCUUGCAAUAAACCAUGUGUCUAACGGCUA